UUCCUUAUCUACAACGAGGAUCACAACAAAUGUGUGAAUGCUGUGAGUGCUUCUGUAGUACAGACAGCACCAUGCGAUGUAUCUUCUGAGGCUCAGCGUUUUCGAUGGAUUUCUUCUUCACGAAUUAUCAGCCUCUCUUUUAAACUCUGCUUGGGGGCCCAGAACAUCAAAGAUUGGGUCAAAAUUCUCCUUCUGCCCUGCAAAGAACUCAGUCCUCUACAAACUUGGGAAUGUAAGAAUGAGACCUUGUUUGGCAUAAAGGGACAACCACUGCACCUUAAUUAUGGAAAUCGAAAUGAGCCAAAUAUGAUGCUGUAUAAGGGAACAGGUCUUUGGAGUCACUGGCAGAUUUAUGGGACCAAAGAAGAUGUGUGUUCUCAUGGAUAUCAAGCGUUAUAUACAAUAGGUGGAAAUGCAUUUGGGAAACCAUGCCAGUUCCCUUUUAAAUUUGAUGACAAGUGGUAUGCCAAAUGCAUUGUGGAGGGCAGAGCGGAUGGUCAGCUAUGGUGUUCCACAGAGACAGACUACGACACAGAGAGAAAGUGGGGCUUCUGCCCAACUAAAAUCGGCUCAGGUUGGGACAGUGAUCCAGUGGCUGGUGUAUUAUAUCAAAGGAACAUGCAGUCAGCACUGACUUGGCAUCAGGCACGAACAAGCUGCCAGCAACAAGAUGCUGAUCUUCUCAGCAUUUCAGAGCUGCAUGAGCAGACUUAUAUGUCAGGCUUGACAAAUGUCUUUGGCUCCACACUAUGGAUUGGGCUUAACAGUCUUGACUUUGAAAGUGGCUGGCAGUGGAGUAAUGGAAACCCAUUCAGAUAUCUAAACUGGGCUCCUGGUCACCCUUCCCUGGAACCAGGCCUGAACUGUGCAGUAUUAAAUGCUGGUAAAGCAUCAAAGUGGGAGAGUAUAUCCUGCAGUAAGAAAUUAGGUUACAUCUGUCGCAAAGGCAAUUCUACAGAUAACACAUCUCCACCAGGUAAAGAUCAGCCUAACUUCUGUCCUGGUGCAUGGGUUCCAUAUGCUGGUCAUUGCUAUUAUCUGCAGCGGACCAAGAUGAUGUGGAGUGAUGCGUUAGCAGCAUGUCACAGGGAAGGAGCAGACUUGGCCAGUAUACACAACAUAGAGGAGCACAGUUUCAUUAUAUCACAGAGUGGGUACUUGCCUACUGAUGAACUCUGGAUUGGACUUAAUGAUCAGAGGAUUCAGAACCUGUUUGAGUGGUCAGACAGAACACAUGUCACCUUCACCAAGUGGCUUGCUGGAGAACCUUCACACAUCAUAAAUCGCAUGGAGGAUUGUGUUCUCAUCAAAGGAAAGGAAGGUAGAUGGGCAGACCAUAUGUGUGAGAUGGAGCGUGGCUAUAUCUGCAAAAGGAAAUCAUCUAGCAAGCCUAAUGGCACCCCAGAGAUUGUCAGUCCUGGAUGCCUAGCUGGUUGGGUUAGGUACGGCUCUUACUGUUAUAUUAUUGCCAUGGAAAGCAAGUCUUUUAAUGAGGCCAAACUGAAAUGUGAGCAGACAGGAGCUCGUUUGGUUGAUGUUGCCAACAGGUAUGAGAAUGCUUUUCUCAUUAGCUUGGUCGGUCUUAGGCCUGAGAAGUAUUUCUGGAUUGGCCUAACUAAUACUGAACGACUUGAGCGCUUCCAGUGGAGUAAUGGUGAUAAAGUCAAAUUUACACACUUUAAUGUUGGCAUGCCAGAAAGGCACAGCGGUUGUGUUGCCAUGUUAACAGGAACUUCAGCAGGAUUAUGGGAUGUACUGGACUGUAACAGUAAACAGAAAUACAUCUGUAAAAAAAUGGCAGAGGGUGUUACUACCACGCAAGUGCCCCCAACAACACAGCCUCUCAGCUGUCCAGCUGAGUGGACUAAAAAAGAUCCAGGCAAUUGUAUUCAGGUGAAUGUGCACAAAUACAUUCCUUCCUGA
This is a messenger RNA of Sinocyclocheilus anshuiensis, 1923 nucleotides long. RefSeq names its product macrophage mannose receptor 1-like. Bases 307 to 1923 code for a protein of 538 amino acids. Lineage: Eukaryota; Metazoa; Chordata; Actinopteri; Cypriniformes; Cyprinidae. The transcript has 11 exons. The record is from RefSeq and is a predicted model, not a curated record.